AUCUCCUCCCCUUCCUUAAAUAUCCUCAGAUUGAGCUCGACCUGCUGAGGAGCUCCACUGGCGCUCAUUUGCGAUUUGACUCGUUAGCUCAUUAGCCCUUAGCUCGUUAGCUUGUUAGCUUAUUUUCUCGCUUGGCCAUCGUAAAGGGUUCAACCUGACGAAGGGAAUAUUUAUCGGCGUUUAUCAACGUUUAUUGAGGUUUAUGAACUGAUUCAUUGCACAAGACAACAUGUUGGAGAUGCUUGAGUACAGCCAUUACCAGGUACAGACUCACCUGGAGAACCCCACUAAGUACCACCUCCAGCAGGCCCAGAGGCACCAGGUGAAGCAUUACCUGUCCAGCACCCUGGGGGCCAAACUCAGCCCACAGGCCAGCAGUGGGCCGUGCCCGAGCCAGCCCCCGGAGCACGGCAUGCCCCCCGGCCCAGGAGCCAGCGCCCCGAACAGCCCUAUGGCCCUGCUCACCCUCACCUCCAACUGCGAGAAAGAGAUGGACGAUGUAAUUGAAGAUAUUAUCAGCCUGGAGUCGAGUUAUAAUGAUGAUAUACUCGGACUCAUGGAUACAGGACUACAGAUGGCGAAUACAAUCCCUGUUUCUGCGAAUCUGCUGGAUAUCUACAGUAAUCACACGCUUCCUCCUGGAGGGGUCGGCAUGGGAAACUCCUGCUCAUCCAACUUACCCAACGUUAAAAGGGAAUUUUCAGCUCCAGGCAUGAUGCACGUGGACAAACCUGGACCAUGUGGCAAGUUUGACUCUUAUGAGAGGCCUGAAGGCCUUCCAGUAGAAGCGGAGGUCAGAGCUAUGGUGAAGGAGAGACAAAAGAAAGACAACCACAACUUAAUUGAAAGAAGACGACGUUUCAACAUAAACGACAGAAUUAAAGAACUUGGGACGCUAAUCCCCAAAUCUAAUGAUCCAGAUAUGAGGUGGAAUAAGGGGACGAUCCUGAAGGCCUCGGUGGAUUAUAUCCGGAAGCUGCAGAGAGAACAGCAGAGAGCUAAAGAGCUGGAGAGCAGACACAAGAGACUGGAGCAUGCUAACAGACACCUGCUGCUCCGCAUUCAGGAGCUGGAGAUUCAGGCCCGAGCUCACGGUCUGGCUGUAGGCGGUUCCUCGGCUCUCUGCUCCUCUGAACUGGUGGCUCGAGCCAUAAAGCAGGAGCCGGGUCUGGGGGACUGCUCCUCCUCCGACCUGUACGCCCACUCCCACCUGUCCAGCCCCGACCUGACCCGACCCACCACCCUGGACCUGAACAACGGCACCAUCAGCUACAACGACAGCCCCACGGACGAGCCGGACACGGUGCUCUACUCCACCCACGACAAAACCUCCGGCAAGCUGGAGGACAUGUUCAUGGAUAACGCUCUGUCACCCAUGGGCUCCGGCAACCCCCUGCUGUCGUCAGGCUCCCCCACGCCCUCCAACAGCAGCAGCAGACGCAGCAGCAGCAGCAGCGUGGAGGAGAACGACAAGCGCUGUUAGAACUGAGAACGGACUCCAAACAACCAAAGCUACUGCCUUUACUGCUGUUUAUACUGCCUGAAUAAAGAGGCCUUUAUUCUAGAA
Astyanax mexicanus (Mexican tetra) is the source of this 1567-nucleotide messenger RNA. RefSeq names its product melanocyte inducing transcription factor a (gene mitfa). The record is from RefSeq and is a predicted model, not a curated record. Gene Ontology annotation, biological process: regulation of transcription by RNA polymerase II; melanocyte differentiation. NCBI's taxonomy places the organism in Eukaryota, Metazoa, Chordata, Actinopteri, Characiformes, Acestrorhamphidae. Gene Ontology annotation, cellular component: nucleus. Gene Ontology annotation, molecular function: RNA polymerase II cis-regulatory region sequence-specific DNA binding; protein dimerization activity; DNA-binding transcription factor activity, RNA polymerase II-specific. The transcript has 9 exons. The coding region runs from base 230 to 1483 and encodes 417 amino acids.